AAUAAGAGCAUAAAACAUUUGUGAGAACAAUAAAAUGUCAAUGAACUAAAAUUUAGAUAAAAGAAAUUUUAAAUUAAUUAGUCAAAAGUGUAGCGGAGGCAAAUGUAUUGUUUAUUUGAUAUUCUGUAUAAAUAUAAAAUAUUACCUUGCUUGAUCUUUAUUGUAAAUAUCAGAAGAUUCUAGGAUUUUUGCUUUAUUAAGUCAUUAUAAACACUUCAUGUUACUUCAAGAGUCAGGUUUAUAACAGUAAGAAUUUAUUUUAUAAACAAUUUAAAACAUGACUAAUUGGUUAACUGUUAUUUACUGUGACUGGAUGGAGCUAAAGGUGAUGUAUGAACCUAUGUGUGGAUGCAACGUUGGUCAGAACCUCCGUAUCUCUGAGAGCUGAGUUCUGGAUGUAAAGAAUUUGGUCUGCUCUAAUCUAUAAGUGGUUAUCAUCAAAAGAACAUCAGACGCUAUCUGUGUGUCUACAUUACCCGUAUUCAGAGAGAGACCCUCUUGGUGGAUCCGAAAGUCAGAGAGGUCGGCUGGCCGCUGGCACCGGAGGGCUGUAGAAUACGGUGGUACCGAUCUUCAGUCCGGAGAUGUCUCGGGUCACGACAGCUGGAUGGAACGAGCGUCUGGAGGACUCUUAAGGAGUCUAAACAGUAUCAGCUUGUUCUGCGGGAACUGUUGGCUCAUCAGCUUCAGGUGCAAAAAGGUUUUGACGACGUGUCAAAAUCUUUGAUGGUUAAAGAGGUUUGGCUGCAGACGGCCGGUCUGAAGCUUUCUCUACAACUGGCAAAUUACUCAGCAUGUUUUAGUUGUAAAGUUUAGCUGUUAUGGUUUGGACAGCCAAUCAGAGGCUGACACGUUUGGAGAUGUUACCGAGGCAACUCCGAAACACGCCUUCUUUGAUGUGGAGGCUCUGAUCUGGGUGAAAGGUUAGCUAUGUGUCAUGGAUUUAGCUUAACCGUACGUGUUGUUGUGUGGAGCAGGUGUGAGACCUUGUGGUCAGACAUGGUGAACACGUGGCAGGUUCAGUAGACAACAUCACAUCACAUCCAUUCAGUGAGCACAGAUGAAUGAAGCAUGUCAUUAUGCUAUAAUCAUCAUAAGUAGUGAUAAACAAAUGUUUAUUUAAUGAUUAUCUAGAUUAUAAGUCAUGGAAGGAGUUUAUAAUCAUUCUUGAAUUUAGCAACUGAUUGGAGCUGGAUCUUCUUUCUUCUGGAGCAGACCGAUGGGACCUUGGGAAAGAAAGUUAUUGUUUAUCCUUCCAGUCUAGCAGAGUCUGAGUCCCAGCUGGUGUGAAGCAGGCUCAUCUAAACACGAGCAGUGUUGUGUCUCCUUUCUGACCAGAUGCUGAAUAGAUGGUGAAAGGUCAGGCUGUGCCUACGCUGACCACUGCUGGACGCUACAAAACAAAGCUGAGAACAAAAAACAAAACCAGAAACCAAAAACUUUAGGAGAAAGCCAUCCUAUAAACAUGAGUCUUCAACCUGCUCCUAAAGACCGCCAGUGAUGGGGAGCUGGUUCCAGAGAGAGGGUGCGAGGACUAGAAAAGCCAGACCACCACGAGUCUUAAAUCGAGUGCGGGGGACGAUAAGCAUUUCCUGGUCAGCUGACCGUAAUGACCUUGAGGGAACAUGCUUUAUUAGGAGCUCCGCUAAGUAGGUGGGGGCACAGCCUUGGAACAGCUUAAACACAAAAAGCAGAAUUUGAUGACAUUUGAUGACAUGUGGGCUUAAUCUGAAGGAUUGAGGAUAAAAUGUAUAGUAUUCAAAAGCACCUUAGGGCUGUGUGCAUGUUGUGCUAUGAGAGAGGAAAAUGCAGGAGCUACACAGUUGAUGACAUUUCAGCAAACUGAGUUAAAAUCAAUAACUAGCUGGUCUGUAUCAAUAAAAAUCUAUUAUGAAAUAACAGCAGCAAAGUUUUCUGAGGUCAUAUUAGAACUGGGUAUUGAUUCAAAUUUCAAGAAUCGAUUCGACUCAGAUUCUCAAGAGUUAGAAUCGCUUAUCACGAACCGAACCAGUUCAGUCUGCUCCAGUUCGAUAUUAUAUGGGUCGGUGCGAUCGAAACAUCUGUUUGAGCGGUUACCUUAAAUAAACCGUGCUGUCGUUCUUUUUUUAAAACACAGAAACAGUUUGGUUACCUGUUUUCCCCGCGGAUAAACGGAGAAGGAAGUGACGCCACCAUCAGCGUCAGCCUGAGGAAGUCUGCAGCCGCAGACGAAACGUAGCGCGGGUUAACAGGUAACGAAACUGUUUCUGUGUUUUAAAAAAAGAACGACAGCAUGGGAUUAGAACCACGACACAGCAAGAACACACCUACGAUGUUCAACCCUAAUUAAACACCUGUAAUUCAAUGAUGCAGCGGUAACGAUCUGUAGGAGGUUACAUAUAAUAAAUACAAUAGAAUAUAAAGAUAUUCAAUAAAAUGUAAUAUUCCAUAAAAAUAUGGAUUAUCAAUAUUAUUGAUCCUUUAAUAUGAUUGAUGAUGAAAGUCGGUACUUUGGUUAAUCAGGGAAACAACACUUAAUAAUAAUUUAACACAGAGACAAAAAUAUAGUUUAUAAAAUCUAAUUAUUACUAUAUUAAUGAUGAUGAAAGGCUAAUGAUUGAAAAUGGUGACACAGUGAUGUUAGAUGAGACCAUGAAUGAACUGAUGAAACAUGACCUGGUGUGUUUGAGUUUUCUAAGUGGCUCAGAAAGGUGUGAUGUCUGGUUUAUUAAAUAAUCUGGAUGUUUGUUGGAUGUAAUUUAACAAGUUAUCAGAUUAAUAAUAAACCACAAUGAUCAAUCAAUCAAUCAAAGCUUUAUUUAUAAAGCGCCUUCCUGUCGGGAAGCCCAAGGCGCUGAACAAGAUGAACAAUAAUGAACAAGAGUCUGCUUCUAAACCUGCAGGAAGAGAAAAACAACACACAACAAUACAUCAGGAGCAAGCUGUCACCGCGUCAGCCUGAUGAAGAAAUACAAAAUCAAGAUUGUUUAACUGAACAAUCACGAUAAUAAAUCACAGUGCAUUUAGUGCCAACCACAGCCUUAAGACCUGUGUUGAACGUGCCCAAGUCCAUACUUAUGAGAGCACCAUGUGAGCACCUGUGUGUGUACACGCGCUUGUUUAUGUAAGGUUUCUCUAUAGGAGCGUCCAACAGAGAGUGUGAGGGACCACAGAUCUGCCCCCCAAAGAUGUGCAGGAGACGGGGGAGCUCCAAGUCCCAGAGAUCCAGGAGCUGUCCCAGAGCGCAAGGACCCCAGGAAGACUGCAAUCAGAAAAGCCCCCGCCCCCCUCUCGAGAGGCGCAGAGGAUCACCCCAGGGGGCCACAACCAGCAGCCGGCAGAGUUCCAGGAGAUAUCAGCGGCUACCACACAGGCCCGCCCGCAGCCUUCCACCCCCAAGCCAGCAGAGCCCGGAACCCAGCGACCCAGGGGCGACAAACCCCGCUGGGGACCCAACAGAGCCCAGGGACUCAUAUCCCACCAGGCAGCCACCGGGAUUAAUCAGGCAGACGCUAAAAAUCUUAGACCCUCUGACCCGGGAGCUGCGAACACUCAGGCAGACCAAGGCACCACACUCCACACCAGGUCUGGCAGGGGGAGGGGAGACGAAGAUCUAUAUCAUCAAAGGAGGUCCCAGAAGAGGGGAGGAGUCCAAGACCCCACCUGACAUAUACAGUCAUACACAAACACAGUCACACACUCCCUCCCUCAUGCUCACACACACACACACACAACCUGACUUACAAAAAUGCACGCCGGACACCCACUCAUGCUCCCCAUACACACCCUAUUCACUCUGGUCCCGGUACUGCUGCACAUGGGGUACAACCAUCACCGGUAACCAGAGUUCGCCCCUUUCUGCUGGGGUGCUGAUGAGCAGGCUCCCCCGCCCAACGCUGAGCACAGCAACCCACCACCCCAGACCCCAACAUGACGGCCAGCUCCCCUCCCAGUUGGAACAGGAAGUGGUCAGUCUUGACCCUGGGUCUGAAUGUCCUGUCAUUAAACGCACCACUGUGACUCCAGGAAUCAAAUCAGAAGACAAAGUUCACAAAGGUUCUCAAGUCAGUCAACCUGGACUUAGGGUUGGAGAGAUGAAGAAAGCCAUGUACUCAGUGGAGAUUAAGGUGGAGCGGGACAGAGUGACGGGGGAAACCAGGAUUCUGUCCACUAACACUACACUUCCUGUUGAUCUCGCCGACCUUGGGGUUAAAGUCUACGAAGACGAGCAGAAAGUGGUCCACGAGGUGAAUGGUGAAGAUGCUGUCCAGAUGCUCAGCUCGUCACAGGUGGAUGAGCUUCUCUACAAAGCUGAUGAGGCAUCGAUGAUGUCACAGACCACCCUGCCAAAAGCCAAAGUCCAGGAAGAGCCAGGCCCAUCACUGGGAACUGUGAUUGGCACCAUGCUGGACCUGAUGCCAAGGUCCUCAUCAGAUCCCCCACAGGGCAGCACUCCAGACUGUCCAAAGGGCCCUGUUCUAGACGUCCCACAGGGUCCCACUCUGGACUCUCCGCAGGGCCAUUUUUUGGGUCCACUUGUGGCCACAGAGAUCACUGGAAUGGAGGCAAACGGUGGAGCUGAGCUGAGCGUGGCAGAGCCCAGUGCCGACAACCCAGUCACCAUGGUGUUCAUGGGAUACCAGAAUGUGGAGGAUGAGGAUGAGACCAAGAAAGUUCUGGGGCUGCAGAGGAUGGUGAAGGCAGAGCUUGUACUCAUUGAUGAUGUCAAUAGAAAGGUUGAUUCAACUGCUCUGUCCUCUUCACCGCCCAUUUCCACCAAACCUCCCCAGGAAAAAGUGGGAGACAAAGAGGGAGGAACAGUGGAAGUGAAGGAGAAGCAGCCGUGUAAGUGCUGCAGUAUCAUGUGACCUUCAUGUGCUCUUAAUUAGACGGUUAACCUGCAGUAAUUAACUCCACCUUCUGGCCAAAACCCUGGGGUGUUUCUCCAUGUCAAGGCGCCUGGCCUCGCAAGGCCAGGCGCCUUGCUUAAGAGGACACGGCCCUUCCUUGGACAAAGAAAACGAGUAAACGGAAAAGAGUUGCAUCACGUGACCGCGGCUUCCACGACGGUCACGUAACGUCAUGUGACACGGGAGAUAACGUUAUAUUUUAUAUGUAUUAGUUUCAAUAUGAAUAUAUAACGAGGCUUUUUCUUGUUAAAGUGUGUUUAUGUUUAUUAAAUAAAAAAUAUAAGUGAGUUACUACCCGCUAGCCACUGAAGCUGCAACUACUAAGCUACUAACCAACCGUAGAUAACUUCUCUGGAUCUACAAAAACAUUUUAAAUUAUUUGACUUACUUUUAAACUUGAAAAUUGCCCCCGCUGUAGCUGCCGGCUUCUGAUCCAUCGUCCUUUUGAAAAUACUGCGGUGUAUUGUGGGUAAUUUUUGACCAAGGCUAGGCUACAAGACACCUCCUGUGUAUCCUUGCUCAGCUAGCUAAACGGCUAACAAAUGGAGAACAGACGCCUCGGUAGAACAUGAACACUGGAACCGAUUGGAACACGUCUUGGCGGUUCCUGAUGACGUAUCUCCUAGGCAACUGGGGUGGGGCCAAGACAUCCAGGCGAGGCUCCUUGACAUUGAGAAACAUCCCUCCCUGCCUCUAACAUGACAUUACUUCCUGUUUCCUUCUCCUAUUAGAGUAAGUCACCCCCUACCAGAGUCUUACUACACACACACACACACACACACACACACACACACACACACACAUCCAAGGGACUCCGCCUCCUCCAGUCGUCCAGCCUGUCCUGGAGGCUCCACCCGAGGCCUGGCUUCCUCCUGUGGCUCCACCUCCUCUGAUGUUUCAGCAUGUCUGAGGCUCCGCUGAGGUCCGGCCCCCUCCCGUGGCUCCACCUCUUCUGAUGGUUCAGCAUGUCUGAGGCUCCUCCCGAGGUCCGGCCCGUCCUGUGGCUCCGGCUCUGCCAGAGUCCAGGUUCUAGUCCCUGCUCUUUUCGUCAACAGCCAUCCAGAACUCUGCUGGUUCCUGCCUCCUAUCACCAGCUUCUGUGGACUUUGUUUUCCUUUUGAUUUGUCUAGUUCCCAUUGUUUUAGCUGCCGCUCCUGCGCGCCUCACCCGCCCUGAGGGGUUGUUUUUGGUUGUUUGGUCCCGCCUCCCAUGCCCUGUGUUUCCUUGUCUCAUGUCUCGUUUUGUCUAGGGUUAGGGUUGUGUGUGUUCUUCAGUCAUUCCCUGUUCAUGGUUUAGGGUGGUCUAGUUUAGUUGUACUUAUGUGUUCUAUUUGUGGGUUCUGUUAACUCAGUCAUCCAUUAGUGUAUUCUUUCAGGGUUUGGUUCUUCUGUCUGAUGUUUCGGGAUAUUAAAGUUUUAUCAGACUCAGUCCUCUUGUGUCUCUGCAUCACCUCCCAUCCUCUGUUGGUCCUCCUCAUCAGUAAUCAGUGCACCUGCUCCCUUUGUCACUUCCUCCUCGGUGUAGUUAAACCCAGCCCAGUUCAGUGUUUCUUGUCGGUUCCUUGUGUUUGUGCUUGUUGCCUGCUCCUGUUCCACACAGUCUAUAAUAAACACAGAGUUAUAACCUA
Messenger RNA from Nothobranchius furzeri (turquoise killifish), 6516 nucleotides. Lineage: Eukaryota; Metazoa; Chordata; Actinopteri; Cyprinodontiformes; Nothobranchiidae. The record is from RefSeq and is a predicted model, not a curated record.